AUGAUUCGGAAUUUUCUAAAUUUUUUGUGGAAUAAUACUAGCUUAAGAUUUUUAAUAAUUAAUACAAUUAUAUUUGCAAUGGACAAGGUUAGAUGUGCCCACUUGCUACUAAAGCACACUGGAUCUAGGAAUCCAGUGAAUAGGAAUACUGGAAUGGCAGUAACAAGAACGAAAGAAGAGGCUGUAAGUGAGAUGAAAGGUUAUUUGGAAAUGCUGAGGAAAUCUGAUAAUCUGGACCAAGAAUUUAGGAGACUUGCAACUGCCAAAUCUGAGUGUUCAAGCGCAAGAAAAGGGGGAGAUUUAGGCUUUUUCGAUAGAAACACCAUGCAAAAACCCUUUACGGAAGCCUCAUUUAAACUUGAGGUUAAUGAGAUUAGUGACCUGGUUGAAACUGACUCUGGAGUACAUCUUAUAUAUAGAAUCGCAUAA
Molecule: messenger RNA, 429 nt
Organism: Theileria annulata
Lineage: Eukaryota; Apicomplexa; Aconoidasida; Piroplasmida; Theileriidae
Product: peptidylprolyl isomerase, putative
Exons: 2
Coding region: 1-429 (142 amino acids)
Cellular component (GO): nucleus; cytosol
Molecular function (GO): peptidyl-prolyl cis-trans isomerase activity
Source: RefSeq, a predicted model, not a curated record